AUGCAGGGAGCCAAUUACUCAGAAGUUACUGAAUUUAUCCUCAUUGGCUUCUCCACCUUCCCCCACCUUCAGAUGAUGUUCUUCCUGCUGUUCCUGCUGAUGUACCUGUUCACGCUGCUGGGUAACCUGCUUAUCAUGGUCACCAUCUGGAGCGAACACAGCCUGCACACACCUAUGUACCUCUUCCUGUGUGCCCUCUCCAUCUCUGAGAUCCUCUACACUUUUGCCAUCAUCCCACGCAUGCUGGCUGACCUGCUCUCCAUACAUCACUCCAUUACUUUCUUGGCCUGUGCAAACCAGAUGUUCUUCUCCUUCACAUUCGGCUUCACUCACUCAUUUCUACUCACUAUCAUGGGCUAUGACCGCUACGUGGCCAUCUGCCAUCCCCUGCGCUACAACAUGCUCAUGAGCCCCCGUGGCUGUGCCUGCCUGGUAGCCUGGUCCUGGGCUGGUGGCUCAAUCAUGGGAAUGGUAGUGACAACAGCCAUUUUCCACCUUACCUUCUGUGGACCUAAUGAGAUCCACCAUUUUGCUUGCCAUGUGCCACCUCUCUUGAAGUUGGCCUGUGGAAAUGGUGUACCAGUAGUAUCUAAGAGUGUGGGUCUAGUGUGUAUUAUGGCCCUGCUUGGCUGCUUUCUCCUUAUACUACUCUCCUAUAUCUUCAUUGUAGCCACCAUCUUGAAUAUCCCAUCAGUUGAGGGUCGACACAAAGCCUUCUCCACCUGUGCAUCCCACCUCACUGUGGUGGUUGUACACUAUGGCUUUGCAUCUGUCAUCUACCUCAAGCCCAAGGGUCCUCAGUCUCUGGAGGGUGACACCUUGAUGGGCAUCACCUAUACAGUCCUCACUCCAUUCCUCAGCCCCAUCAUCUUCAGUCUUAGGAACAAGGAGCUGAAAAAUGCAAUGAAAAAGACUUUCCUCAGCAAACUCUACCCAGAAAAAAUGUAA
Molecule: messenger RNA, 948 nt
Organism: Lepus europaeus (European hare)
Lineage: Eukaryota; Metazoa; Chordata; Mammalia; Lagomorpha; Leporidae
Product: olfactory receptor 10H1
Exons: 1
Coding region: 1-948 (315 amino acids)
Biological process (GO): G protein-coupled receptor signaling pathway
Cellular component (GO): membrane
Molecular function (GO): olfactory receptor activity; G protein-coupled receptor activity
Source: RefSeq, a predicted model, not a curated record